AUGCAUCUCCCUGCCUUGACCUUGGCGCUGGCCGGCACCACACUGGCCGCUACAAACUCUACCAAGCCAUGGUCCACGUGGAUGGCCACGUCUUUCUUGUCCAAAGGCCACCCAAUUGACAACCACUACGUUUCUUCAGUCAUCCACGAAGGCAUGCAAAAGGCCGCGACUACACAAAAAGACGCAGCCCUCCUCGCCUACACCUCCAAGGCCCUGUCCUCCAUCGUCUCGUCCAACGGCACUCUCAAAGGCUGGAACUCUACCUUCUACAGUCUUGACGACAUCCGCAUUGGAAACAACAUUCUAUACUUCUGGAACUCAGAAGGUCGCAAGGACAGCAAGUAUGUGAUUGCGGCCAAGGGCCUCCGUGAGCAGCUCAACCGAUGGCCACGCACCCCCGAAGGAGGCUUCUGGCAUCGUGCGCCUACCUACAAAAACCAAAUGUGGCUAGAUGGUAUCUACAUGGCUGAUACAUUUUACGCAACCUACACAGCCUACUUUGAGCCCCAAAACACAACAGCCUGGAACGACAUUGAACUACAAUUCGACCUCAUCGAGGAGCACUGCCGCAACCAGACCACCAACCUUCUCUACCACGGCUUCAGCUCAGAUAAGUCGACUGUCUGGGCAGACCCAGAGACUGGCACCUCUCCAUAUGUAUGGGACCGUGCUCUGGGAUGGUAUUUCGUCGCGCUCGUCGAGGUCUUGGAAGUCUGGCCCAAGACACACCCCGGCUACGCCAAGCUCCUCAAAUACUACAUCACUCUUGCAUCUGGAAUCAAGAAUGUCCAGGACACCAGUGGCGGCUGGUGGCUUCUGAUGGACCCGGAGCUUGCUGGAAGGCAGGGCAACUACAUCGAGUCGAGUGCAACCGCCAUGUUUACUUACUCGUACCUGAAGGGAGUCAGGCUGGGACUCUUGCCGAAGGAAUACCGGAAGACGGCCAGCAAGGCCUGGGACCUGCUGCUGGAUGACUUUAUCCAGUACGAGAAGAACGGCACAAUCAGCUUCACGGGUACCGUGACGGUUGGAAGCUUGAAGGGCGAUGCCUCGUACGAAUACUACACAGGUGUUGAGACGCUCGUCAAUGACGGCAAGGGUGCUGGUGCGUUCAUGUACGCUGCCACCGAGGCGGAGAAGGCUCGAUUGUAG
Messenger RNA from Exserohilum turcica Et28A, 1152 nucleotides. Its product is annotated as glycoside hydrolase family 105 protein. Bases 1 to 1152 code for a protein of 383 amino acids. The record is from RefSeq and is a predicted model, not a curated record. NCBI's taxonomy places the organism in Eukaryota, Fungi, Ascomycota, Dothideomycetes, Pleosporales, Pleosporaceae. Gene Ontology annotation, biological process: carbohydrate metabolic process. The transcript has a single exon.